Messenger RNA from Pterocles gutturalis (yellow-throated sandgrouse), 1005 nucleotides. RefSeq names its product dystrobrevin beta. The transcript has 8 exons. Gene Ontology annotation, cellular component: synapse; plasma membrane. NCBI's taxonomy places the organism in Eukaryota, Metazoa, Chordata, Aves, Pterocliformes, Pteroclidae. Gene Ontology annotation, biological process: synaptic signaling. The record is from RefSeq and is a predicted model, not a curated record. The coding region runs from base 1 to 1005 and encodes 334 amino acids. Gene Ontology annotation, molecular function: zinc ion binding.
AUGAUUGAGGAGAGUGGGAAGAGGAGGAGGACAAUGGCAGAGAAGAGGCAGCUGUUCAUGGAAAUGAGAGCACAGAAUUUUGAUGUCAUCAGACUUUCAACAUAUCGAACAGCCUGUAAACUGCGGUUUGUACAAAAAAGAUGUAAUCUUCAUCUUGUUGAUAUCUGGAAUAUGAUUGAAGCCUUCCGAGAUAAUGGCCUUAACACUUUGGAUCAUAACACAGAGAUCAACGUGUCUCGACUAGAAACAAUCAUUUCAUCCAUCUACUACCAGCUAAACAAACGCCUUCCUUCUACUCACCAAAUCAGUGUAGAGCAAUCCAUCAGCCUCCUCCUCAACUUCAUGAUAGCAGCGUAUGACAGCGAGGGCCAUGGGAAGCUGACGGUGUUUUCAGUGAAAGCCAUGCUAGCAACAAUGUGUGGCGGUAAAAUACUGGACAAACUGAGAUAUAUUUUCUCUCAAAUAUCAGAUUCAAACGGACUAAUGAUAUUUACAAAGUUUGAUCAGUUUUUGAAAGAAGUUUUAAAGCUUCCAACAGCUGUGUUCGAGGGGCCUUCUUUUGGAUACACGGAGCACUCCGUACGGACCUGCUUCCCCCAGCAGAAAAAGAUCACGCUAAACAUGUUUUUAGACACGUUGAUGGCUGAUCCACCUCCUCAGUGCCUUGUGUGGCUGCCUCUCGUGCACAGACUUGCCCAUGUUGAAAACGUCUUCCAUCCUGUGGAGUGUUCGUAUUGCCGGUGCGAGAGCAUGAUGGGGUUCCGGUACCGAUGCCAGCAGUGCCACAACUACCAGCUCUGCCAGAACUGCUUCUGGCGUGGCCAUGCCAGCGGCACUCACAGCAACCAGCAUCAGAUGAAGGAGCACUCCUCCUGGAAAUCACCUGCAAAGAAGCUGAGCCAUGCAAUCAGUAAAUCGCUUGGUUGCGUACCGAGUAGAGAACCACCUCGUCCUGUCUUUCCUGAGCAGCCAGAAAAGCCCCUCGACCUUGCACACAUCGUGUGA